UCAUGUAAUUCUAAAAUGAAACUGAAGAUGGCAGUAAUGCAACACAGAUGGAUGCCAGUUGCUGUAAACUUGAAAAGAAGAAGAAGAACCAAGCAAGCGGGGUGUUUUUAACCAAACAAAGGAGUGUUUUUUAAAAAAAUGUUACGUUUGCUGUUUUCACAUGUUUUAUGUGGCAAAUAUACGACACAUUCUACCUUGCCGAGGUCUUUAUGGAGGUCGCUAACGAGGCAGUCAGACACCACAUUGAGUGUUUUUAACCAAUGGCGGCGCCAUUCUCAUGCUGGCAAGUCCGGCACUAUCUUUUCAAAACACCGACGUAAGUCUACCCUGGUGUGGAUAUGCGGGGUCGGUGCGGGUCUGGCCCUGGUUUUAGGACUCACUCGUCGAGCGUGGACAGACGACACUUCGUGUGAUGAUAACACGACGAGUGGCCAUCGAUACGACGCUGCCGUCGCAGCGAGCCGCGUGUUGUUGCAGCUGACACGGGCUGAAGUCGGAGCUCCUGGUCUGGUGGUGGGGGUCUCCGUGGAUGGGGUUCAUGUCUGGUCUGAAGGGAUCGGGUAUGCUGAUUUGGAGAACCAGGUGCAAUGCGGACCUAAAACUAAGAUGCGAAUCGCUAGCAUCAGUAAGUCGCUGACAUCUGCAGCUGCUGCUCGCCUGUGUGACGAAGGGAAACUAGAUCUGGAUGCUCCAGUCCAGACAUACUUACCAGAGUUUCCUGAGAAAGAGUUUGAUGGACAGAAUUUCACAGUAACCCCUCGCAUGAUUCUCUCCCACCUAAGUGGAAUACGGCACUAUGAGAAGGAUGCAAACAAAGUGAGGGAGGACAAGAAGAAAGCCAAGCGGCUUUUGAAGCCCAAAAAAGAAGACGAGGGCUCGGGUGAAAACAAAAGUGAUCCCUCAAAAGAGCAGAGUCCCCAAUCCAAAGAGGCGCAGAAGAAAAAAGAGUUUGAUCAUGAAGAAUAUUACCUGAUGGACAAUUUUGAAAAUGUCACCCAAUCACUGAAGCUCUUUAAGGACGACCCGCUCAUAUUUAAACCAGGCACAACUUUCCUGUACUCCACCCACGCCUACACCCUCCUGAGCGCUGUCAUGGAGCAGGCUGCUGACCAGUGCUUCCUGGAUGUCAUGAUGAACCUGUUUCAUGAACUUGGAAUGCUGGAUACCGUGCCAGAUCAGAAUGAACCUAUCAUUUACCAUCGCUCGAGAUACUAUCAUCUGAACAGGCGAGGACGGGUAGUGAACUGCCCGUACGUAGACAACUCGUACAAGUGGGCGGGAGGCGGCUUCCUUUCCACUGUGGGCGAUUUGCUGCGGUUUGGCAACGCUCUUCUUUACAGCUACCAAAUUGCCUCCUUAAAGGACGCAAAUGGCCUCCUCCUCGGCUUCCUCCAACCCAAAACGGCCGUAGCUCUAUGGACCGCAGCGGACAACACCGCUGCCACCUGGGACAAGGAUGGACGGUACGGCCAAGGCUGGCUGGUCGUGGACAAAGAGCAGAGGUAUGGCCAUUGCAGGAAGCGCAGGCAUUACGUGUCGCACACAGGGGGCGCUGUUGGGGCCAGCAGUGUCCUCCUGGUGUUGCCCAGUGAGGACAUGGAGCUGCCACAAGGACAGAAGACCCUCCCACAGGGUGUUGUGGUCACCAUUCUCACCAACAUGCAGUCUGUGGGACUCAACAGCACCGCCCUGAAGAUUGCCCUCAAGUUUGACAAAGCCAGAAGUGUUUAGUUCUUUCCAGAACAUUGCGGGUAUGAUACAUCUUUUUGAAAAUGUGUAUUUUUCUAUGAAAGUUGGUCAAUUGGCACUAAACUCAGAUACCUCGCUGAUUUUGACACAAGAACGCCUUUACAUAGAAGUCAUUGUAAUAAUGAACAAAUAUUUGUAUUGCACAAUGAAAGAAAGACAUUGCCAAAACAGAUUUGUCUCUGCGUCAUAUUGACUGACAGAACACAAUAAAAGGCUUUAUUGUCAUCGAACAUGAGAGCAUGCCAAUGAUACAAGCGGCUGCUCUGUUAGGUGCAGUUAUAAUAUGAUACAAAUAACAUACAUGAAUACCAGUACGGGCGAUGCGGCUCGUCUUGUGAGAGUUACUGACGACAUUAAACCUGAACCCGUGAAAAAUGCUCUGCUAUCGCAUGGUGUGAUUUAGUAUUAUUUUAGGUUAUUGACCGUUACCCCAGCCAUGGUCUGAUUAAUCAAAAACAGGGAAAGUUGAUAUAUGAGGCACAGAACUUUCCCACUGAACUAUGUGACAUUAUAAAAAACUUUUGGGUAAAUUGCACAACACUCUCCACACUUCGACAUGUUUGACACAUUUAAGCUGCCUGAUAUUUCUAAAGGAUUGCAAAACUUUAAAGAGGUCGUCCGGGAAGUAAUAAUAUUACUUUAAUUUUAAUAUUCC
Nerophis lumbriciformis (worm pipefish) is the source of this 2404-nucleotide messenger RNA. RefSeq names its product lactamase, beta (gene lactb). Gene Ontology annotation, cellular component: mitochondrion. Gene Ontology annotation, biological process: proteolysis; regulation of lipid metabolic process. Gene Ontology annotation, molecular function: peptidase activity. The record is from RefSeq and is a predicted model, not a curated record. Lineage: Eukaryota; Metazoa; Chordata; Actinopteri; Syngnathiformes; Syngnathidae.